Mugil cephalus (flathead mullet) is the source of this 6439-nucleotide messenger RNA. RefSeq names its product aconitate hydratase, mitochondrial-like. The transcript has 18 exons. Gene Ontology annotation, molecular function: 4 iron, 4 sulfur cluster binding; aconitate hydratase activity. Gene Ontology annotation, cellular component: cytosol; mitochondrion. The coding region runs from base 31 to 2376 and encodes 781 amino acids. NCBI's taxonomy places the organism in Eukaryota, Metazoa, Chordata, Actinopteri, Mugiliformes, Mugilidae. Gene Ontology annotation, biological process: tricarboxylic acid cycle. The record is from RefSeq and is a predicted model, not a curated record.
CGCUGAUCCGCUUAAUAAGAAAAACACAAAAUGGCGUCCUAUUGUCUGACUGUCACCAGACUCCGGCUGGCCCUUGGAACCGGGGCGAGAAGGUUUCAUGUCUCUUCAGCCUUCAGCGCCAGGGCCAAGGUGGCCAUGAGCCGCUUUGAGCCCGGCUCCAGCAUCAAUUAUGAGAAGAUGCACGAGAGCAUCAACGUCGUACGCAGGAGGCUCAACAGGCCUCUCACGCUGUCCGAGAAGAUCGUGUACGGUCACCUGGACGACCCGGCGGGGCAGGAGAUCGACCGCGGCCGCACUUACCUCCGCCUGCGCCCGGACCGCGUGGCCAUGCAGGACGCCACCGCCCAGAUGGCCAUGCUUCAGUUCAUCAGCAGCGGCCUGCCCAAGGUGGCCGUUCCCUCCACCAUCCACUGCGACCACCUGAUCGAGGCCCAGAUCGGAGGAGCCCAGGACCUGCAGAGGGCUAAGGAAAUAAACCAGGAGGUUUACAACUUUCUUGCAACCGCUGCAGCAAAAUAUGGAGUCGGCUUCUGGAAACCAGGCUCAGGCAUCAUCCAUCAGAUCAUCCUGGAGAAUUACGCGUACCCUGGAGUGAUGCUGAUCGGCACAGACUCCCACACUCCCAACGGCGGCGGUCUGGGCGCCAUCUGUAUCGGAGUGGGAGGAGCCGACGCCGUGGACGUCAUGGCUGGAAUCCCCUGGGAGCUCAAAUGCCCCAAAGUGAUUGGAGUGAGGUUGACGGGGACCCUGUCUGGCUGGACGUCCCCGAAAGACGUCAUCCUGAAGGUGGCCGGCAUCCUGACGGUGAAAGGCGGCACCGGCGCCAUCGUGGAAUAUCACGGGCCUGGAGUCGACUCGAUCUCCUGCACCGGAAUGGCCACUAUCUGCAACAUGGGAGCUGAGAUCGGAGCCACCACCUCCGUGUUCCCCUACAACCAUCGCAUGAGGACGUACCUGGAGAAAACCGGCCGCGGAGAAAUCGCCUCCGUGGCCGAUCAGUUCAGAGACGACCUGGUCCCGGAUAAAGACUGCGAGUACGACCAAGUCAUUGAGAUCAACCUGAGCGAGCUGAAGCCCCACAUCAACGGACCGUUCACCCCCGACCUGGCCCACCCCGUGUCCGACAUCGGGGCCGUGGCUAAGAAGAGCGGCUGGCCCCUGGAGGUCAAAGUCGGUUUGAUCGGCAGCUGCACCAACUCCAGCUACGAGGACAUGGGUCGAGCCGCCUCCUUGGCCAAACAGGCCCUGGACAAAGGCCUGAAGUGUAAGGCCCAGUUCACGGUCACGCCCGGUUCAGAACAGAUCCGCGCUACCAUCGAGAGGGACGGAUAUGCCAAGAUCCUGAGUGAUGUCGGGGGAAUUGUUCUCGCCAACGCUUGUGGACCUUGUAUCGGACAGUGGGACAGGAAGGAUGUGAAAAAAGGAGAGAAGAAUACCAUCGUCACAUCUUUCAACAGGAACUUCACUGCUAGGAAUGACGCUAACCCUGCUACUCACGCUUUCGUCACCUCUCCUGAGAUUGUCACAGCUUUGGCUCUCGCUGGGACCCUCAACUUCAACCCUGAGACCGAUUACCUUACCGCCCCCAACGGAGAGAAGUUCAAGCUGGAACCCCCCACCGGUGACGAGCUCCCCUCCAGAGACUUCGAUCCGGGCCAGGACACCUACCAGCACCCCCCCGCUGAGGGCAGCUCAGUCAAGGUGGACGUCAGCCCCGCCAGUAACCGUCUGCAGCUGCUCGAGCCCUUCGACAGGUGGCACGGAAAAGACCUGGAGGACAUGAGGGUCCUCAUCAAGGUGAAGGGAAAGUGCACCACUGACCACAUCAGUGCCGCCGGGCCUUGGCUCAAGUUCCGCGGACAUCUGGACAACAUCUCCAACAACCUGCUGAUCGGUGCGGUCAACAUCGAGAACGACGCCGUCAACAAAGUCAAGAACCAGCUGACGGGAGAGUACGGAGGCGUCCCAGAUGUCGCUCGCCAAUACAAGGCCAGUGGAGUGAACUGGGUGGUGGUUGGAGACGAGAACUACGGUGAAGGAUCCAGCAGAGAGCACGCUGCCCUGGAGCCACGACACCUCGGAGGACGCGCCAUCAUCGUCAAGAGCUUCGCCAGAAUCCACGAAACCAACCUGAAGAAGCAGGGCCUGCUGCCUCUGACUUUCAAUGACCCCCGAGACUACGACAAAAUUCGCCCCGAUGACAAGAUCUCAAUCACUGGCCUGAAAUCCUUCGCCCCCGGCAAGCCCCUGACGGCCGUGAUCAAGCACAGCGAUGGCAGCCAGGACUCCGUCUCUCUGAACCACACCUUCAACGAGACGCAGAUCGAGUGGUUCAAGGCCGGCUCCGCCCUCAACAGGAUGAAGGAGCUGCAGUAAAUCACACAAAGAGGAGGGUGGUGGGGCCCGUAGGGGCCGUCGAGGGGCCUUAGUGAGUAAAAGGGGGGGGGGGAACGUGGACCGUGGAGAGGUUGCUUUGUAAAGAGGGAGAGACGAUGUUUGGGGACGACAUUGUAAGAAACGACACACAAACACCCACAAGGUCGCUGUACAGAUGAAAAAGCGCACACACACACGAACACACACACAUACGAGCACUUCCAUCCAGGGACGGGAUUAUUAUAAAAGCACUUUAGGGCGACAGGGAGAACAAGAGCACAGAAGUGAAGCUUUGCAGCACUCCUCAGUUUAAAGACGUAUUUAAACUCAUUAGUUGAGCGUAUUUAUUCCUUGUAUCCUUCACUUGACCAUCAGUUAUUAUUUUACUGUUAUUGUGACCCACUGCUAUCACUACUGUUCAUACUAGGGAUGUCUCGAUCCAGCUGUUUCUGGCCCCUGAUACAACACCAAUAUUUUUCUAUUAUUCAGUCGUGGCCGAUCAUUGAUGGUGUGUUCGGAAACUUUUCUCUUCCUUUAAACGCAGUAUUUGUUGCUUCGGUUCAUCCUCCAUGGAUUCCGUGGGGAUAUUUUUGAAGCUAUUUGCUUAAAACGGAAGAAGAAGAAAAAACAAAUUACUGCAAAAGAUCAGACUUUGCAGCAGUUUGAUAGAAUUAUUUUCCAGCUUUUACGAUCGGGACAUCCUUAGCGCAUAAGAGUUAGCAUCUAGUGGCACAUACUUGAUUUAGAACCAGAGUUAACACUGUAAAAAAUGUAAUUGUUGCCUCAGUUUCAAUCUAACGUUUCGUCUCUAACUCCAAACUCUGACACUCCCAAGAGGCUCUUCUCUGGAAAUUGUGUCACAAAUUGUCAGCACAUAACUGAAGCCUGGAUGUUGAGACUUGCAGCACUCCUCAGUUUAAAGCUUUACUUGUUCAUUGAAGCAUUCACUUGACUGUAGGUAUUUUAUUUUGUUUGUGACCUACUAGUAUCACAACUGUAUUUCUUUUAGAAGGAUAACGUUUAGCUUUUCCCAAAAAACAAGCAGUAACACAAAAGCAUUAUUUAUAAACACGUACAGUAUACCCACCAUGAUUACUGUGAACUUGUAGCUGCGCAAACCUGAUUUGGACUCAGAUUUAACAAAGUUCAAUGGUAAAAAUUAUAAAAAAUGUAAUAGGGAUCUCAGUUCUAAUGUUGGUCUCUUGGUAUCACACCUGUAUUUCUUUUAGAAGGAUAAAGUUUAGCUUUUGCAAAAAAAAAAAAAAAAAGAAUUAACACAAAAGCUUGGCCAUUACUGUAAAAAAUUUAAUUGUUACCUCAGUUUUAAUGUUAGCAAACAAGCUACCUUAGUCUCCAAACUCCACCUACAGUAUACUCACCAUCGUUAAUGUCAGCUUGUAGCUGCACAAACCUGAUUUAGACCCAGAUUUGACGAAGUUCGAUGGCGAAUACUGUACAAAAUGUAAUCGUUACCUCAGUUUUAAUGUUUGUCUCUUUAGGCAAAGAGCAAACAAGCUAACUUAGUCCCCAAACUCCAAACCCUGACACUCCCAAGAGCUUCUUCUCCAAAAAAUGUGUCUUUGUUCGACAAAUUCACUCAAAUAAGAGCAAAUAACUGAAGCCUGGAUGUUUAUAAGUUCAUUUAUUCAUUCAAACGUUCGGUUGACCAGAUACAUGUAGUAUCACUACUGUAUUUCUCAGAACAGGAACCUACUGUAGAAAACAAACAAACAAAAACCAGUUCCUUACUUCCUCAAUAUUUAAUGAUCGUCUCUUUAGUUUCUUUUUAAACAGGAAACAAGCUAAUUUCCAAAACCCGAACUGUGAUCCUUCCACCACCGUGCUUCACAGUAGAUAGUCAUCGCUCUGUUGGCUCUCAGUCUGAAGAAUUUGUUUUCCUGCUAUCGCUAACAUUUCAACGAGAGCUGAACCUCUGCAGCUCUUCCUUAAAGACAAGACCACACUUUGACCACAGGAAAACACACAUUGAAACUGUGUAGUAAAACCAGCUGUGGCCGACGUGUCCACUCUUACUUUUUUUUCCCACAUUAAAUCUCCUGAGAUGUUGUGUUGUUUUCUCCCUGGUUUUCAGCCAGAGUGUGAAUCAUCCUCGUGUAGCUCGUAUGUGAGAUGACGGUGUGUGUUCAUCUUUAAACCGAGUGUUUUUUCAGGUUGGCGUUUGGUCGUCUCUCUCUUCUUACGCAAACUAACGCACAAUCUAGAUGCCUGAGCGCUAGCACUUUGUAGAGUUAGCCGUGUAGUUUUAGUCGUGCUUUGCCAUGAAUUACUGUUGAUCUGCAAACAUAUUACUGUUCAGCGUACAUGUGAUCUUCAAUACUGACAUAGAUCUCGUAAUGUUCGUGAUGGAUACUUGAGAUUUUCAGACAGGCAGAUCUAAAGGGGACCUAUUAAUGCUUUUACUUGUUUCUUAUGAUAACGGUACAGUGUUGGAUGUUCAUGUUAAACGUGGCCAAAAAAAUAAUAAUAAAUAACGAAAUGAAUGAAUGUAAACGUGAUCCCUGUGAGCCAAAAGUAUUGAGCUUGACAUGGCUUCAAGCUCUUUUUCUACUUUUUAUGAUGGAUUUCCGUAUAUGGUCGUCUUUGGCAAGAUGGCAAGACCACUGAAUCAAACUUUUAUCAAGAUGUGUUCUCAUAAAAACGUCACCAGUCUCCGUCCAAGUACUGUUCCAGUUCAAAGUAUAAUCUGUACAAUCAGUACAAUCCGAAUACCUGGAUGCUCCGCCCCUUUUAUCAAGAAUGCAUCGAUAGGGUGGAUGUGGUACAACCCGAUAUCCCACAAUUGCAUUGCAAUUAAGCUGCUUGUCUUCUGUCCUCCACAGUGAAACUUAUCGUGUCCGAACUACUAAGCUAAAUUAGCCUGGAAGCUAGCCCUAAGUCCCUCCCCUUUGUGGGUCGUCUGGGCGGAGCUUAAAGGGACAGUGCAGAGAGGCUGAAUUUGUUUGAUUUGUUUUUGACUGUGAAUCAUACGAGGCUACUCGAGAAGAGAGGAUGGGAAAUUAGCAUAAUAGGUCCCCUAAGUUUGGUUGUGCUAAUGUGGGAUGUCAAAGCUAAAUUCUCCAUUUGUUCUUUGUUAGUAUUAGUCUUUGUUUAGUGCACUCCGUUAUAACAGAGUAAAAAUCUAAAGGGAGUAAAACCGAGUGAGAUACUGAGAUUGAAAAUUAUCUGAUGUAUAGCUCGACUUUGUACAGGGGUGCAUAACUCAUAGAUGAUUAUAUAUUAUAUAUACAUAUAAAUAUGAUGAUGAUGAUAAUGUAUUAAAGCACAAAUAAUUAGAUGAGAGUCACAUACUGUAUGCUGCCUGUCUAAAUGAGACCUUAACUCAGUGAGUUCCCUUCAUCAGUCUCCAUUAAUCCAUUUCCAGCUGAUUCAUUUUGACUUUGGGUUUAAAUUAAGCACAGAUGUUGAAUUGUUGGGAAAAGAUCACUGAGUAAAGAGGAGUUUCUUUUUAGUUUCUAUGUAUUUUCUUAAUAUUUACGUAUCGUCAAAUUGUUGAGAUGAUUUGAAAUCACACCGACUGAACUUUAGGGACCUUUUGGACGUUAAUUAAUUAAUUGUUCAUGCACUCCACUGCUCGAGUCUUUCCCCACAGAAAUGUCUCGGCUCUUCAUAAAUAUGAAAUUUAUAGAGAGAAAUAAUAUAAUCAAAACAUACCCGUUGAUUAUUUGACAAUCAAUAGUAAAUAGCUGCUUGUGAGUCUUGUACUGUGACGUAAAUUAACGCUUUGCUCCUCACUGGCUCAGUUAUUUGAGAUUUUAAAGUGAUUUUAAAUGAAACGAUAUCGUCCACGCAGACAUUAUGUGAUGGCUUGACCGUUGUGUGUCAUUGUGUACUCGGAUGUUUGCUCAAAUUCCUGCUGAUGUUUUUUGAUUUUUGCUGCAUUCAUGCUGACACGGUAAAUAAAAGUUGAAUAUUAACAUCUCCUCACACUCCUGUAUAAGUAUUAACCUAGAUUUUUGUAAAUUCGAAAUGUGUGCAGGUGUAUAGCUUGCAAAGUUGAAAUAUUUACGAUAUAAAUAGUGAAAUAAUAAUAAAAAAAUUCUGA